This is a messenger RNA of Cantharellus anzutake, 663 nucleotides long. RefSeq lists its product as uncharacterized. The transcript is spliced from 5 exons. NCBI's taxonomy places the organism in Eukaryota, Fungi, Basidiomycota, Agaricomycetes, Cantharellales, Hydnaceae. The record is from RefSeq and is a predicted model, not a curated record. The coding region runs from base 48 to 569 and encodes 173 amino acids.
CCAACAGCCAUGUCCCAUUCAACGACAAAGUGCUACACUUCGUAUGUAUGGGCACCGCAACGGGUGUCUUCUACUGGAUAUUUGAUGUAGACGAGGAUGCGCGUCGAGUAUGGUUUUGGCGCUACUCUGCACUCAACUUUACGUUCGGUGUUUGUUUCUUAGUGGGAGGUAUCUUCAGCGAGAUUGUACAAUCAAUGUUGCCAUAUCGGAAAUUUGAAGCAGGGGAUAUCAUUGCAAAUAUCCUUGGGAGUUCAUGUGGGCUCACAGUUGCAUACUACCUUGAAAAAUAUUAUCGCAAGCGACGAGAAAUCGCACGAUUAUAUCAACCCAUCGAUGCAGAUAUCGCGGAUGCCAUAUCAGAUGACGAGCUGGAUAGUCUCACAUCUGAAGCUCAUGCCCUCCCCCUUUACCGCCAGCAAUCGAAACCAGAGAACGUCCCGACAUCGAGAAACCCAUCACGAAUGCGGGAUGUAUGGGAUGACCGCGAGGAGCUGUUCGCUGUUGAUGAGGAAGAUGAGGAUGAGCUAGAGGGUGAUAAUAUUCAUCCACAACCAAACCAUCAGCACUGAGGCAUCCCCCUUCUUUCCCAUCUUGCCAUUUUGCUGUGUAUUCUCAUUUGGUGCGAGGCAUGGACUCGGCUUCAUUUAAUAAGUCGUUACUAUU